GGAUUUCGGCGGAUGUAGGUAGAGGUAGUGUAGUAAGGGUACCGGAAAUCGACUGCAUGGGACCAGGGGCAAGCUGCCCGGUGAGAUGCAUUCUGGGUUUCCGGUCGCUUAUUCGUCUCCUCAAAUCUUUCCGCUCCUACCUAACCUACCUAUCACUACUUUCUUUGUUUUCCUUUUCGGUCAUUCCUUUUGGUUUCUUCUGGUGUUGGACUUGGGCUUUGAAGCGUCAUGGACUGACCCGACCAUCUCGAAGCUUAUCUUUCUGAUCCAAACAUCCCCCCUCCUCCGGGCGUGCUCAGGCCCCCCGCCACCCUACACUAAAAAUAUACCCCACGAUCCUGACUCCAGCCAGAAGGCUUGGCAACGAAAAGUCCAGCCUCCAGCCUUUCCAUAUUAUCAGGAUUCAGGGCACCAGGACCCAAGUCCUUGGACAUUCUUCAGCCUAUCUGGCCUGACCUCCGACUUUCCGACUCAACCUUGCACAAACACACAGAUUAAACUACGUAUACACAACUGUCGGCCGGGCACGCGACCCGGGACACUCGGGGUCUUUAGUACUGCUCGUUGUUGGACUUUACCUGAUCUCUUCUACACUACUAUACGAGGCUCAUCUCGCUCGCAAACAGCAACCGUUUCAACUUGCUCGUUAACGACACCGACUCCACCGGCCCUCUUAAAACUCCGUCAAUCACUGCGUCUCCGUCAGACGAUCCGGGUCGCCUUAUUCCCCGUCUCUAAGCCCCAUCUCUAAGCCCGAGCUUACAAUUCCACAACGCUGGCAAACCCCUUUUUGGUUUUCGACAGUCGACGUCUAUCUACAAAGCCUUUGUUGUGUUGUUUCGUUUUGUCUUGUUAACCAACCACGUACUUUCACCGCGUCCUGUUGGCCUUUCCAGAAAUAAACGCCGAACCUUUUUACUAGCUUUGAGUCUAGCCAUUCACGCCUGCGGAGCCGCGCUUCAGAUCUGCCCGUCCUUCUUCAAACGGUUCUGGACUUGUUGAGUU
Molecule: messenger RNA, 1005 nt
Organism: Neurospora hispaniola
Lineage: Eukaryota; Fungi; Ascomycota; Sordariomycetes; Sordariales; Sordariaceae
Exons: 2
Coding region: 86-751 (221 amino acids)
Source: RefSeq, a predicted model, not a curated record